AUGGGUCUCCUCAAGAAAGCCGAAGAGGUCAUGACUGGCACUGGCAACCACAACCACAACACCAGCACCAGCACCAGCACCAGCAGUACCACUGCCAACAACGGCCCACACAACUCGAGCCUAGCCAACAAGCUCGACCCUCGUGUUGAUAGUAAUGCUGCCGCUACGAACACCACCCAUCAACACCCUCUUGGUACCACUACUGGAACGACAGGGACCACAGCGACCACUACUGGCCCCCACAGCUCCAACAUGGCCAACAAAGCUGACCCAAGAGUGAGCUCUGAUAUGGAUCACCACCACCGUACCGGCACUCAUGUCGGUGGCACAACCCACCACAGCCCAGCAACUGCAACGGGUGGUACCCACGUCGGUUCGACAACCCACCACACCACUCCAGUAGCUACAACUGGCGGUACUCACCUCGGCUCGACAACCCAACACACCACUCCAGUAGCUACAACUGGCGGUACUCACCUCGGCUCGACAACCCACCACACCACUCCAGUAGCUACAACUGGCGGUACUCACCUCGGCUCGACAACCCACCACACCCCAGCACAUACAGCCGCUGGUACCCAUGUUGGUUCAACAACCCACCACGCCACACCACCAACCACAACUACUGGUACACACCACGCAGGUCUAGCUCACCAGACAGACCCCCGCGGCGACUCUACCCUCCAUUCAGGCCAUCCUCUUAACACCGGGCCUGCCUCGACAACCGCCGGUCCACAUAAAUCAAACCUUGCCAACAAGGCCGAUCCCCGCAUUGACUCGGAUCUGGAUGGCCGUGCUGGCUUUGGUGCAGGAAACACCUACAGUACCGGUCCAGCACCAGGAACUGCUGGUCCCCAUAAAUCAAACUUUGCCAACAAGGCCGAUCCCCGCAUUGAUUCGGAUAUGGAUGGCCGUGCUCGUCAGCAGGCUAUGGCGGGAAGCAGCUACGGUAACACGGCGACUGCUGCUACUACUGGUCCUCACUCUUCUGGCUUGGCGAAUAAGGUCGAUCCUCGCGUGGACUCUGAUAUCCACACCCAUGGAACUACGCAGCGAACUAUCUAA
This is a messenger RNA of Penicillium angulare, 1065 nucleotides long. RefSeq lists its product as uncharacterized. The record is from RefSeq and is a predicted model, not a curated record. NCBI's taxonomy places the organism in Eukaryota, Fungi, Ascomycota, Eurotiomycetes, Eurotiales, Aspergillaceae. The transcript is spliced from 2 exons. The coding region runs from base 1 to 1065 and encodes 354 amino acids.